Symbiodinium necroappetens is the source of this 212-nucleotide messenger RNA. The record is from the annotation of a GenBank genome assembly. Lineage: Eukaryota; Dinophyceae; Suessiales; Symbiodiniaceae.
GUAAUGAGACCGUGGCCCAGGGGCUUUGCUGCCGCGGUAUCUGUGACCUUGAGCCCUGCACUGCCGGUGCAGAGGAGGUUGCAGCUGAACAAGAGUUCGCCGUGCAGAACGUGUCACUGGGUCACCUGCGGCGCCAGUCCAAGUUCCUGUACGGCUUCAUCAAUCUUGCGCGAAAGUCCUACGGUGGCUUCUGCAGAGACCUGGACGAGUAG